AGUCUUUCUCGAGAAAGAAAAAUUAGUUUUUUUAUCUUUCAAAAAGCUAUAUAGAUCAAGUGCAAAAUUGUGAAGUUUAUUAAUUUUCAAGUAUAUGAUAUUUAUCUAUUUAUUUAGUGUUAAUAAUAUAUUUUUAUUUAUCGUGAAAAUUUCAAUUUAAACAAUGGCUGAUAAAAGGUGUGAAAAAGUGGAUAAUUCGAAUUUGAUGAAAUUUAGUAUUGAAAGAUUGUUGGCGCCAAAUCGAAAAGUAAAUCAAGAUGAAGAUAAAAUUAUUAUUGAUUACAAAAGAGACACAAGUAUGAUAGCAAUACCUGACUCAUCAAUGUCAUCAGAGGAUACUGAUAAGCUUGAAGAGUUAGAUGUAAUUUGUUCAAUAACACCAGAAUCAGAAAUAAGUUACGAAGCUUGUACAAGUAGCAGCGGAGUAAAUUCCGUAAUUGACGGCAAUGAUAAAGACGAGAGAAGUUCCAGUGUGACCAGCGACGAGGACAGAAAAAAACGACCUCGUACUGCUUUUACAGCAUCACAAAUAAAAUCACUUGAAGCAGAAUUUGAAAAAAAUAAAUAUCUCAGUGUCGCAAAACGAUUGCAAUUAAGCAAAAGUCUCAAGUUAACAGAAACCCAGAUAAAAAUUUGGUUUCAAAAUAGAAGAACAAAAUGGAAACGAAAAUAUACAAAUGAUGUUGAAUUGCUUGCUCAACAGUACUAUUCAAGUCUUGGAAUUCCAGCACCAAGACCAAUAUUCGUUGGUGAUCGUUUGUGGUUCUUCAACUGUCCGGGACAAUCACAAUCAACAACGCCUCCAAUUUUACCACCACACAUGGGUCCACAUAUGUCACUACCACCAGGUUUACCAAUGGUUCAAACAUUACCAAGCAAUCUUUCAACAGGAACUCAAAAUGCAAUUUUCCGAAACAUAUCACCGAGCCAUGAAAUUCAUCAUCUCACUCAACAACUUGACUUUCGAAGGCAAGACAUAUGAAUGAUGAUUAAGAUAAAUUAAUUCGUAAUCAAUCAUCAUUCAACAUAAAGCAGCUAAUUCUUAUCAUUAUUAAAUAUUUUAUUUUAAUCUUCACAUGACAAAAUUUAAUGAAAAAGAAAAAAAAAAAAAAAAAGACUAAAAAUAAGUGAUUAAAUAAACCAAAUAAAAAAAAAAUUAAUCUGAUGGUGAACGUAGUCUAUUAACUCCUAAUAUUUUUUUAUCAUGAGCUUCUUGAUUUUGAAUUAUUUUAGCAUAUUUUUCAUUGUCAUGAAGAUCAUCAUCUUCAAGCAUUUCUUGCAUUCUUCUCUUGUAUCUAAAAAUAUUAUAUCAACAUUAUUAUUAUUGUAAAAAUUAAUGUUUUUUCUUUGUCAUUUAAUUGACUUACAUUUCACUAUCUGGAUUAUUUUCCUGAUUUCUACAUUUAUCGAGUUUUUUUUCCAAAGCUUUGACAAUUUCUUUGCUAGGUAUAUCAGAGCCUUUAGCCAUUGUUCUAAUUUCUAUAAACAAAUAUUAUAUAAUUACAUUGUAAUGACAUUUCUUUACGUAAAGUUAAUUUGUAAUUGUUUUGAUAAUACUUACUUCGAACUGCUUCAAUAAUACCAGCCAAUUGAUCCCUGGAAAAAAGUAUCUCAGUAACAUAACUAUCUAAAUUUGCUUCGAGUUUUGAUGCAGCAUGUAAUACAGCUGCAAGUGCUAUUUGACUUGGUGCAUAUAAUAAAACACUGUCUGUUAAAAAAAUUUUUUCCAAAAAAUCAUCAAUAUUUGGUCUAAGGGAUUCUGGUUUUUCUAGUGAACUGUAACGUGUCUGGAAAAAAAUAAAUUAUUUUUCGUAUUGUAAUCAAAUUAUUUUUUUUUAACAUAAAAUAUUCAAUUAUUUUACCUUAAUGUCAAUCAUUAAUCCUUCAACUGGUCUAAAUGGAUUAUGAACAGUUAAAUUAUAAUUAAGAUGUUGCAUUAGUAAUAAUUCAUUGUUCAAUACAAUAUCUGAUGCUUUUUCACGAUCACCUUUGACAUUUGCAACAAAUUGUGAUAUUGAAACAUUAAACUCUUCAACCUAAUUAACAGAAAAGAAAAUUAAUUAACUUAUUGUAUUACAAUGAUGCCUUGUAUUAUUAAAUAGUUUUUUAAAUAUUUAACAAUGCCCACACUUUUUGGAGAAAUUAAAAUUUAAAAAUGCCAGUAUUUGUUUAAAAUUUUGAAGUAAUAAGUCAGAUAUUGUAUCAAUUAUAAUUUCAAUAUUGUAAAUUUGUAUUUGAAUUUCCAAUUUUUAACUUAACAAGCACUGUUAAAUUGCUAUAGGUAUUUUUAGUAAGUUGUUUUUUGUUUUUUUUUAGAACUAAAAAUACUGUAAAAAUUGAAUGUAAUUUUCAUCAAACAUUAAUUAAUUUAAUAAACACUUAUUAUACUGAAAAAUAAAUGCAAUUUUUACAGUGUAUACAAUU
Messenger RNA from Aphidius gifuensis, 2424 nucleotides. RefSeq names its product homeobox protein ceh-19-like. NCBI's taxonomy places the organism in Eukaryota, Metazoa, Arthropoda, Insecta, Hymenoptera, Braconidae. The coding region runs from base 164 to 982 and encodes 272 amino acids. The transcript is spliced from 5 exons. The record is from RefSeq and is a predicted model, not a curated record. Gene Ontology annotation, molecular function: DNA-binding transcription factor activity, RNA polymerase II-specific; DNA binding. Gene Ontology annotation, biological process: neuron differentiation; regulation of DNA-templated transcription; central nervous system development.